Lachnellula hyalina is the source of this 1083-nucleotide messenger RNA. RefSeq lists its product as uncharacterized. Lineage: Eukaryota; Fungi; Ascomycota; Leotiomycetes; Helotiales; Lachnaceae. The coding region runs from base 1 to 1083 and encodes 360 amino acids. The transcript is spliced from 2 exons. The record is from RefSeq and is a predicted model, not a curated record.
AUGUCGAGAAAGCCUCAGACGUGCGCGGAAUGUUCGCGGGGAUCAGCACAAUGGUGCCGGCUCGCUGAUAUGACACACACUGUUGAGAGACAGGCAUCUCAUCCGUCAGACCACCCGUCCACUGGUGGCCCCGAAGCGAUAGGAAAUUCUAUGGACUCUACAUUGAAUGAGAGACUUCUCGGUCUAGUAACGAGACUCUCAAACAGAGUUGAGCAUCUGGAGGCUAGACUAGAUACUACAGGACCGGAAAAACGCCCUUUACCUCAGGAGGAAGGAAUUGAUGAUCGAAUAGAAGAUGAAUCCCUUUCAUUCUCAACAAGGCGGCCGUCAAAGCAGCGCAGGAUUUCGCAAAAAGAGACAUGUCGAGUCCCUCCAAAUAUUGAGGAUAACAGCGAGCCGCAAAAGGAAACUGGAAUCAAACCUAGUUUGCCGGAGCUCGAUGCAGAGGUAGAAGAUGCGGCUACGGUUCUCGAAUUUCUUGCCUGGGGGAGGCUGAAAGACAGUAAUAUUACGACUGGUCUUCGGGACACUUCGGGUGAUUCGGCUUUGGGAUCCGAGAAAGACAUAAUUCAAAGUACCCAAACAUGGGGCCUUUCGCCAGCCUCGGUUUCUGGAAGCCAGUCCAUUGAUACCCUGCAGAUUUCUCAGAUACAGGACUUGCUCCCUACCAAAGCUCAAGCUUUUCUGUUGGUCGAGUAUCAUGCCGAAUGGCUUUUGUUCAUGCAUUGUUCAUUUCAUGCUCCGACGUUACGGCGGGACCUUGAGAAGUUUUAUCUCAAUGAUCAAGGUAACAUCAAUAUGACCAGUUUCGGAUUGCAAUGGACUGCACUCCUAUUUGCAGUAAUUUGUGUGAGCAUGACUUGUGCAAAACCAGCGCAAAUUGGAGACUGGGGAUUUGUUGAAGGUUGGCCCCAUCACAUAUAUGUGUUCGCGGGAAGGUUACUCAUUGAGAAAAUAGGCAAUCAAAGCUCACUAGCAAAGCAUUGGUACCAAGCAUCAGUUGAAUGCCUGAGUGCUGCUAAAUAUCAGCAAAACCAUUCUUGUAGGCUUUUUGAGACGUUUGAAGAUUUAUUCGGAAAUUAA